AUGAGGGCUCCUGAUCCAAGGAUGAAGAAAGUAGAGAUCACUGGGUUGGAGACGCUUCGAUUCGAAGGAGUGCAAAAGGAAUCGCUGAACAAGAAAUCUCGCGGUGAAAGAAACGACUUCAAGAAGUCCCAUUCAUUAGCUGAUAAUUCAAACAAGAAGAAAUUCAUUAACUUGAGCGUGAGCGUAGAGGAGGAGGAUGCGGGAUCGAUCUAUUCCGUACUCCCGUCUCUGCCACUUGUGAAUAGCAUGACGGAAGCGGAUCUUCGAUUUGAAAUGAAGAUUCGGAACCCUACAGUCGACACUACUGGGAAAACCAGGCAAUGGCUCUUGGACAAGUUAAAACUUGGAACAGUAUCCAUUUUGAAGGCUCGAGAGCAGGUUGGUCGCGACAGAUUGCUCAAGGUGCCUCAGGUUGGGCCAUCCUUGACUGUCGAACAUUUGCGCCGCGAGUUCUUCCAUCGUUUCCCCGGAAAGCAGAAACUCGGGCGAGGCAAAUGGAAGGAUUGGUUCAUUAUUCAGCUAGGCGUAGGAUCUCUCUGUUUGGCACCACCGGAGGAAAAAUUGAAACGCAUCACAAGGGCGCCGUGGUCGCCUCAAGGGAGCACAAGCAACACGGUAUCUACGUGCCUUAGUGAAUCUACGUUCCCUACGCUGUCGACCUGCACAAUUCCUACUUUUUCUUCGGAUGAAGGCGAACCCAAAGUGACUCCAUUCGAUACAAAUACCAACAAAAUGGUACCCGAUGUCAGUCAAGAUGGCACUGCUUCUGUGGCGGACAGCGCUAAGAGUCGACAAAAAAUUCACUCCAACAAGAACAGAUACAUCAAAGCAUUCAAAGUGGCGAGGCAAACGGCCCAAGAGAAAGAAGCCAAACAUUCAAUGAUGCAGGUAGAGCCUGGAAAUACUAGUAAAGCAAACACCGAGCCCGCUCCAAAGCCUUUUGAGAUUGGAGCCGCCAAAAAGCUUCAAUCCAACAAAUUUGGACAACUAACAGACACAGCGAAAGAGACACCAUACAAGAUACCCUAUUUGAAUGAAACGAUUGAAGCAAAAGCAAACCCAGCUGGAUAUUCCGAACCUCCAAAAACACCAGUGACGCCUUCCAACUUCAAGCAGCAAAGCAGCGAAACUCCACGAUCCAGACGACGCAACAUGGGAACGACGAGAGAAAGAUACUUCAAAUCCUCCAGAGCGUCAAGAAUGACCUCCUGUAACGGUACCGGUAGCGGUGAAUCGCAGGCUAUGAUGGGUGACCUGCGUAAAGCCAUGGUUGAAGUGGAGAAAAAGAUUGAAUCUCAAAAACAGCAACAAGAAUCAGCGCCAACAGAACCGACUAGAGCUGCCAAGUCGAGCUCAGGAAAAAGGCAAAAGUAUUUCAACGCGACCAAAUCCUCAAGGUCGAAGAGGAGCUCAUUCGGUGGUGGUGAAUCUGAGGCUCUUCAAGAGAGUUUGAAAAGAGCAGUCGAAGUAGAAAAGGAAAUCAACCAGAGGAAGGAGGAGGGUUGCAACUUGCAAGACCCAACAAAGAAGGCACCGUCAUCCAGGGAAGCUCUUGAAGAAGCCAGAAAACCAGCAGAGAAAGGUUCUUCCCGAUGGAUGAACAACGUGAAGCGGGCACGUAAACUUGCCCGUAACAGUGUUGGUUAG
This is a messenger RNA of Seminavis robusta, 1647 nucleotides long. The record is from the annotation of a GenBank genome assembly. NCBI's taxonomy places the organism in Eukaryota, Bacillariophyta, Bacillariophyceae, Naviculales, Naviculaceae.